CCUCUCAGGCCGGUUUACACUUUUCAUGAGGGAUUGAGUUGAGGCUCAUGAGCGUUUACCUUUUUCUUUGUGCUUUCUCUUCCUCUUCUCUUUGUUGGACUCUUUAAGUUUUAACCCCUCUGAAACAUUUCCGUUGAAUUUCUGUCAUUUUCCGGAUUCCUUGAUACAAGUGUUGGGUUCCUACCCAACUCAGAAGAGUUCUUCAAGUUUGGUUUCGCCAUUACUAGUGAGAACUGCCUGUUUAAUUAACCCCUUCGGAUCUCACCUCCAAUGGCGGACCUUCGUGGGUUAUUGCUUAUGUGUGUGGUUUUCACCUUUCUCUCAUUCAAUCCGGGCAAUGUGGAAGGAAGAAAGCAUAUUCACAAGAAACAGAAGAGUAGGAGCUCUAAUGCAGAAAGUCCUAUUUCGCUCUCCCCUGCCUAUCCUCCUGCUACUCCUCCCAAUUCCAAUGAUCCCACUCCCACUGAUCCUACUCCCACGGAUCCAGGGAAUUCAACCUCGGAGCCCUGUGUUUUUGAUGUAACAUCCUUUGGGGCAGUUGGAGAUGGUUCCACCGACGAUACUGCUGCUUUCAUGGCAGCCUGGAAAGCGGCUUGUGCGGUUGAAUCAGGCGUUCUUCUUGCACCAUCUGAUCAUGUUUUCUUGAUUACUUCAACAAUCUUAUCAGGCCCAUGUAAGCCGGGCUUCGUGUUUCAGGUGGAUGGAGUACUGAUGCCGCCGGACGGACCGGAUAACUGGCCGAAAUCCGAUAGUGAUAAGCAAUGGCUUGUGUUUUACCGAGUGGAUGGGAUGACUUUUACAGGGCGUGGUACCAUUGAAGGGAAUGGACAGAAAUGGUGGGAGCUUCCCUGCAAGCCUCACAGGGGCCCUCAUGGAACGUCAUUGCCUGGACCAUGUAACAGUCCUGCUUUAAUUCGGUUCUUCAUGAGUUCCAAUCUGGUGGUCAGUGGUUUACGAAUCCAAAACAGUCCCCAAUUCCACAUGAAAUUCGAUGGCUGCGAGGGCGUCCUGAUAGAAAAGCUCUCCAUAUCCUCCCCUGCUCUCAGUCCUAACACAGACGGAAUUCACAUUGAGAACACGAAAUCCGUUGGAAUAUACAAUUCCAUCAUAGCAAACGGUGACGAUUGCAUCUCCAUUGGACCAGGUUGUUCAGAUGUCGACAUAGAGAACGUCACUUGUGGGCCUAGUCAUGGGAUUAGCAUUGGGAGCCUUGGAGUGCAUAACUCACAAGCAUGUGUGUCAAACAUAACAGUCCGCAACGCCUUCAUAAGGAACUCAGACAAUGGGGUCCGAAUAAAGACAUGGCAAGGGGGAAUGGGGUCUGUGUCUGGGAUCAGUUUCGACAGCAUUCAGAUGGAGAACGUCAGGAACUGUAUCAUCAUAGACCAGUACUACUGCUUGGCCAAAGCUUGCCUAAACCAGACUUCGGCCGUGUUCGUGACCGAUGUGUCCUACAAGAACAUAAAGGGUACUUACGAUGUGCGUAGCCCACCUAUACACUUCGCAUGCAGCGACGCGGUAGCAUGCACUAACAUCACCCUCUCUGAGGUAGAGCUUCUGCCUGCGGCAGGCGAGCUGGUGGAUGAUCCCUUCUGUUGGAAUGCUUAUGGGACUCAAGAAACCCUUACCAUCCCUCCCAUUAGUUGCUUGCUGGACGGAGAACCUCAGUCCAUCUCGGAAACCGCAAAUUUUGGUUGUUAGCUAGGGAGUGUUUGAUGUUUGCAACUUUGAACAUUGAUAAUCGAUGGGAGAAUACUGUACAGAGACUACAAGAGCCCCAUACUUUUAGUGGGCAUUAAUUGUGUCACUCACAGUCUUGGCCUAGGCUCCAUCCCUUUUGGGGUUUGUUUCCCUUAUAGAGUGAUGUGAUGUAGCAGAAAUGGGCUUAUUUUUAGUACCUCAUUUUGUAUUAAAUUAUCUGCCAGAAUCCAGAUUGAUAUAGUUAUAGAAGCAGAGCAUUUGAAUCUGAUAUAUAAUAAUGAUUCUGGUUUUCAGUAUAGUUUCUUUCUGGAUUGCAUGGAGAUGCUGAUGUCCAAGUUAGACAAGUGGAGAGGGGAGACCUUGCUUGAAUGGUUCCAGGGAAGGGAUGCAGGGAACGGGCAAUCUAAGUGGGCACCAGAGCUCUGAAUACUGAGGUCAAGAAAGACAAGAGUUGUGCUACAGGUUAGCAGCGCAAUAAAAGAUUGUAUUGUCUGAGACUGAGAGUCAUCAGUUAUCGGUUCGAGGAAAAUGGGUGCAGCAGAGCACAUCUCCCACUGUCUAUGGGCGAAACCACCUUGAUAAGAUGGAUUGGAAUCAAUUCAGAGAGGGACAGGGACAGAGACAGGAUCAUACUCACGCAUUACUCAGGGUGGUUAUUCUUGGCUCUCCGCGAAGCUGGUGCCUGUAAGGUUUGGGUUGGGCUGCUCUGCUUAAUUCCAACCUGAUUUCUGUGUCAGGUUGUCCUGGGCUCUUUAUCUUCUUCCUAAUUUAGAUUAGAUAAGCUGGUUUUUGGUAACAAUUCAGAUUAUUAGAUAAAAUAAGC
This is a messenger RNA of Nelumbo nucifera (sacred lotus), 2524 nucleotides long. RefSeq names its product polygalacturonase At1g48100-like. Gene Ontology annotation, biological process: carbohydrate metabolic process. The record is from RefSeq and is a predicted model, not a curated record. Gene Ontology annotation, molecular function: polygalacturonase activity. NCBI's taxonomy places the organism in Eukaryota, Viridiplantae, Streptophyta, Magnoliopsida, Proteales, Nelumbonaceae.